This is a messenger RNA of Mesorhabditis belari, 666 nucleotides long. The record is from the annotation of a GenBank genome assembly. NCBI's taxonomy places the organism in Eukaryota, Metazoa, Nematoda, Chromadorea, Rhabditida, Rhabditidae.
AUGGAUCUCUUUUCUAUUUAUGCCAUCUGGUUGAUCGCUUUUUCGAUUGUGUUCACCUUUUUACCAAUCUUUGCCGUUUUGGAAUGGAAGAAACGCGGCACCGCCGACGGGUUCUCAUCGGUGAAUUUGGUGUUACCGUGUCUGAUGAUGAUUUGCUGGCUUCGACACGGCCUUAUGACCGGUGACAAGAUGAAUAUUUAUCUCAAUCUCUUCAAUUUGUUUUUCUUUUCUGGAUACAUUUUCGCGUUUGGCUAUUUUCAGCCAAAGAGACAAUAUUUAAUCGCUCAAAUCAUCGGCCUCAUCACGCUCGUUUACGGGAUUUUCAACUACGUGGAUAAACAUGAUGCUGAUGAGGCUCCUGAAGUGAUGGGAGCUUUCGCAGCUGGCACACAAAUUUUCGGUCUCCUCGGCGGUCUCUAUGAAAUUAAGCGAGCUAUAUCUUUCAAACACACCGAAUACAUGCCAGCCAUCCUGCAGUUCGCCAUCUGGCUUCUCACCCUUCAAUGGUUGAUUUUUGGUAUCUGGGCCGGAAAUCAGUUCAUUGCGAUAGCCAACGUGGCCGGCAUCAUCGUGAACACCAUUCCGAUCAUUCUCUAUUUUAUCUAUCCACCAUUGACAUGGCGAGUUCCAAUCAUCGGCACUGGACCUCAGCAGAAGAAAAAAGAA